Tarenaya hassleriana is the source of this 738-nucleotide messenger RNA. RefSeq lists its product as uncharacterized. The transcript has 2 exons. Bases 136 to 582 code for a protein of 148 amino acids. Lineage: Eukaryota; Viridiplantae; Streptophyta; Magnoliopsida; Brassicales; Cleomaceae. The record is from RefSeq and is a predicted model, not a curated record.
UCACAAACCAAAAGUCUUCUUCUUCUUCUUCUUCUUCUUCUUCUUCAACAGUAUUAACUCUAGAAUCCGAGAAGCAGGAGGAGGAAGGAAAAAAAAAAAAAAAGAGGAGUAUAGAAAGAUAAUGAGAUUAAAAAAAUGGUUGGUCUAAGCGUUGUUUUGGAGACAGGCAAGAAUCUGACGAGAGAUUCCGGCGGAGUUAUCAGCCCAAAACCGCCGCAAGUCCUCAGCAAAACGGCCGUGAUGAUCACCGCCGCCGCGGUUAUCACCGGAUUCCGCCGUGGGAGUUCUCAUCCAGAUCCUGAUUUUCUCGAGCAUUGCUCCCUGUGCAAGAAGAAACUCCUCUCUGGAAAAGACAUCUACAUGUAUAAAGGAUGCAAGUUUUGUACGGAGGAGUGCAGGUCCACGAAGAUUUUCAUGGACGAAGAAGAGCGUUUAAGAAGAAAGAAAUGUUCGCUGGACGCCAUCAAAACGCUGCCGUCUGCUCCGCCGCCGUCUUCCAUAUCCUCUCCGGCGUCUGUGUCCGGCGUUUAUUCCAGGCGCCGCCGUGGAUCGAGAAACCGAUCAGGCGGUUUCGCGUACUGAGAAGGACAAAGCAUUGCGAGUUUAAUAGUGAUUUGACUAGGUUACCCUUUGGCAGUUUGCCGUUUUGUCGUUUUGUAUCUUUUAACAUGUGAAAGCCAAAAGGGUGUUUUGGACAUUUCGGAGCCGGCAAAUCUAUGGGAGCCCCUAGUUUUAUUA